Molecule: messenger RNA, 2484 nt
Organism: Ectocarpus siliculosus
Lineage: Eukaryota; Phaeophyceae; Ectocarpales; Ectocarpaceae
Source: the annotation of a GenBank genome assembly
AUGUUGUACUACGGCGCUCGUGUCGUGUUUUUUCUCCGCAGGCCGCACCCACGCCGAUGGUCCCUGGAGGAAGAUGAGCGCUUGCGCGCCGCGGUGGAGCGGUACCACGGGACGAACUGGAAGGAGAUCGCGGCGGAGGUGAAGACUAGAAAUCACGUGCAGUGUCUUCAGCGGUGGAAGAAAGUGCUUACGCCGGGGUUGGUGAAAGGCCAGUGGACGCCUGAAGAGGAUCAGCUCCUCGUGUCCAUCGUGAACGAAGGCCAUAAGAACUGGGGUAGCCUUAGCGCGAGGAUUCCUGGAAGAACAUCAAAGCAGUGUCGAGAGCGAUGGUGCCACCAUCUGGAUCCAAGGAUCGUCAAAGGUGGCUGGACCGAAGCAGAGGACCAAAUGAUCAUCUUGUUGCAGCAGCAGAUGGGGAACAAGUGGGCACAGAUAGCCCAGCACCUCGACGGACGCACGGAGAACGCGACCAAGAUAAGAUGGAAAAUCUUGGAGCGAGAGAUGAAGAAGGAGGAAGAGAGGCACGAAGACAAGGAAACGAGUUCGAGAGGGGCUUCGAGCAGGCCAAAGAGACCAGAUGCCCGCCUGCGCUGUCUCGCCGCUCAGGCGGCUACAUCUGCCUUGUCAAAGACUCAAAGCUCCCUUGGCCCCGUUGGGGUCCCAAAGGGCUUCGGCGCUGCGGAUGCCCCCAAAGCAGCGUCUUCGAUAACGAUAGGGGCGCCUGCAGCCGGCAGGGGGGGGCAGAAGGGGGGGGGCAACACCAGCAACAGCAAGGAGGAAAUACCAGGCAGAAGAAUCCAAGCACCGCCUGCGUCAACGGCCGUUGAGGGGGGAGGGAGCGACAAGCACGCAGGGCGGCGAGCGUGGUUGUCCGAGGAGGACAAGCGGUUGAAAGAGGCGGUGGAAGAACUAGGGGAGAAGAACUGGAGGGAAGUCGCCGACCACGUGCGCACGCGCAAUCAUAUCCAAUGCCAGCAAAGAUGGAAAAAGGCACUUAGGCCGGGCCUGGUGAAGGGCGCCUGGGGGGUCGAGGAGGACAAGAAGCUCGUCAUGCUCAUUGAACAGGGCUUCAGCAACUGGAGUGAGCUAGCCUCCAACACAGGCCGAACAGCCAAGCAGUGUCGAGAGCGGUGGUGUCAUCACCUGGACCCAAGCGUUCGCCACAGCAGCUGGACUGCGGACGAGGACGCCUUGCUGCUCGCUGUCGAGGCUCGCCUGGGAACGAAGUGGGCAGCGAUUGCGAGAGAGAUUCCCGGCCGAACGGAGCACGCGGUCAAAGGGAGGUUCAAGACCCUUUCCCGGGAAAAACGCCUGGGCAAGGCAGGCUCGCAGCAGGGGGGGCGAAUCAGCAUAGGCCCGGUCCCGUGGGAGCCAGCAGCAGGACCAAAUGUGCCAAAUGGGAAGGCGGACCGCAUUACGCCGUUGACGGGCAUGCUCCCGCGGGGGCCCCGCGUACCGGGAACAGCCCGCCCCUCCAGCAUGGCGAGCGGCCCCGUGUCUGCGAAAGACCUCGCGCCGGCGGGCGGGAAGGGCGAACCUCCUCCCACCGAAAGUGCCGCCGUUGUUGCGGAGGCGAGGGUGCCCCGUGAACGCGCUCUCCACCGUCGGCAGCGGCACCAGCAACAACAACAGCAACAGCAACAGCACCAACAGCACCAGCAGGGUGUCGGUGAUAUCCCGGAGCCCCCGAAGCUACCCCUGGGCCUUCCACUUCCCGUAAGCACGGCGGCAGCGGCAGCAGCGGCAGCGGCGGCAGCGGCUGUGGCUGCCACUGAUACCUGUCCACCAGCCGAUCAAGUAGCGGAGGCGGCGGCGGCGGCGGCGGCGGCCGUGGCGGCGGUGGAGGCGGGUGUUCCAUGCCCCACGCCGCCUAGCAGAGAUGGGCCAUCGAUCGCGCGGUUGCUGUCCAUCAGCAGCGGCAAGACGGACUCGAGCCUGCCGGAAGUCACCUCCGGGUACUGCGGGCGUCGACACAAUGCCAACGCGGGCGUCAAGAGCCUGGCGCCGCCUAAGCGAAGCAAUCACGCAGAGCCCGCAUUGCCCGGUGCACCCCUGGGAACGGACGAGAGAUCUCAACUGGCACCUCUUCGCAAGUGCGCGGCACCAUCUCUAGCCAGAGCGGAGACCGUCAGCAAUAGAAUCGACUACUCCGAUCUCGCCUCGGUUCUCAUGGACGGCGGCUUCGACGCGUGCAAGGACGGAGCGGAGGUGAGAAGCGAGGCCGUAAGUCUCGGCGAAGACCCUUACAGCGACUACGCUCUCUCGGCGGAAAGCGACAUCUUCCUCGGGCCGUACCACCGCAGCACCGGUAGCAGCAGCAGUGCUCCCGCCACCGAGCCCAGCCGCCGCGGGUCUUCCCAAAUAGAGCAGGACAAAGGGCUCGCGGUUUUCGACGGGAUUGUCGACCAGUCUGAUGCCACGGAAGGGCUUGAAGCCUCGGUCUUGGACGUGGAUGUAGAGGACCCGUACUAUUACUACUUCUGA